GACAGUUGGGAUCCUGACAAGGAAAGGUAUAAACACAAGCCACAUAAGUAAAGACAGCAUCAAUUCCCGGCAAUGGAGCUUUGACUCAUGGUAACAGAUGCCUCAAGCUGUGAAAGACAAACACAUACAGCAGUGUGUUUAGGCCUAUAGCUCCAGGGCUUCCCUUGUGCCCCCGUGCAGAGAGGAGCCCCAGGGGACUGACGGCAGCUGAGAUUAAAAACAAGGCUCAAGUCAAAUCAUGGCAGAGGAAAGCCUGGAGACAGAUGGCCCCAGAUCAUCUAUGCCGGCUGAGCUCCACCAUCCCUAUCCUAAGUACACUCAGUGGAAGUUUAAACUGUUUAGAGUGAAGUCCAUGGAGAAGGCCCCUAUGUCAAGUGAGACAAAACUUGAGAAGGAAGCCAUGUCUGGGAUCGCUAAAUCCUACGUCUGUACAGCUCCAAAUGUACAGUUAGAUAAUGGUAGUACAGGUAGCAUUAUGAAAUUUUGCCCAGAUGCAAAAAGCAAGAAAACUACUGAACCACCUGACCAGAGCAUGGACAUGAAGCUCGCAGAAAUUGACACUCACAUGAACCACCUCAGAGGUCUGUGCCGUCUUUGUGGAAUCUCAUUAAGAAAAAUCAGCGGCCCAAUCCAUGAUGUUCACGCAGUUCUGGAUAACGACAGCAAGAAUUGCUUACGCAAAAUGUGCUGUACAUCAACAAAAUGGCCAGAGGUCAUCCACAAGGUUUUUAAAGUGGAUGUGACUGAAGAUACAGAAUCCGUCCACCCGCUUUCCUUCUGCCAUCGCUGCUGGAUGACUGCCAUACGAGGAGGGGGUGUAUGCAAUCUUUCCAAGACAAAAGUCCCUGAGUGGAAACCUCAUUGCACCCUCUGUCAUCUUUGCUCACCCAAGAAACAAUUAUUCCACAAGACUGGCAGAAAGAGGAUGAAAACCACUCCCAGAGCCCAAAGCUUAGCAAAAAGACCCAAGUUGGACCACAACCACAUCACUGUCAGUGGUGAGAGUCGAGUUCUGAGACCAUUUGGCGGCCAUCUUCAUGGAUAUGUCCUUAAGACAUGGAGAAGUCCCAGUGUCCAAAGGGAGCAUUGGGUGAGGACCAUCACACACUGUCAGAAAGAGCACCUGAGUAGCAACCUUAUAUCUGAGAAUUUCCCAGUUGAUUUCCUCUGUUCUUUCACUUGCAUGGUGUGUGACCAUCUGCUCUCUGACCCAGUUCAAGCCCCCUGUGGGCACCUCUUUUGCCACAACUGUAUUAUGAAAUACAAAAACUUUAUAGGGCCUCACUGUCCUUCCUGCAACUUACCCUGCUCCAGCGAUGACCUCAUUCCUCCUGCAAAAACCUUUUUGUUAGUCCUGCAUUCUCUGCUUUUGCUCUGUCCGAGAGACGGCUGUGGUCAGCAUGUAAAACUAGACUCAUUUAAAGCUCACUGUAUGAGCCAUGAUGCGGAAAAGCAGGAUGCUAGACAGCAAUCAUCACAGCUUGACAACUACCUGAUAACCAAUAAAGGGGGAAGACCUCGCCAGCACUUGCUAUCCCUCACGCGUCGUGCCCAGAAGCAUCGACUGAGGGAUCUGAAGAACCAGGUGAAGAUGUUUGCAGACAAAGAGGAAGGUGGUGACCUAAAGUCUGUGUGUCUGACACUAUAUCUGCUGGCACUGAGAUCUGGGAAUGAACACCGGAUGGCAGAUGAGCUGGAGGUCACGAUGCAAGGCAGAGGCUUUGCGUUGCACCCUGCUGUGUGUUUGGCCAUCCGGGUCAAUACUUUCCUGAGCUGUAGCCAGUAUCACAAAGUGUACCGGACUGUCAAAGCCACCAGCGGCCGCCAGAUCUUUCAGCCCUUACACAGUUUGCGUGCUGCAGAGAAAGAGCUUCUCCCUGGCUUUCACCAGUUUGAAUGGCAGCCAGCUUUGAAGAACGUCUCUUCAUCUUGCAACGUUGGUAUCAUAAAUGGGCUCUGUGGAUGGACUUCCUCUUUGGAUGACUCACCAUCCAAUACCAUCACACGCCGAUUCCGCUAUGAUGUGGCUCUGGUGUCCGCAAUAAAGGAUCUGGAGGAGGACAUUGUGGAGGGGCUGAGAAAGAAGGGGGUGGAAGACAGUGCCUGUACCCAAAGCUUCAAUGUUACGAUCAAAGAAUCUUGUGACGGCAUGGGAGAUGUCAGUGAAAAGCACGGCGGAGGACCAGUUGUUCCUGAGAAAGCUGUUCGUUUCUCUUUCACCAUUAUGUCUAUUUCUGUAUUGCUUGGUGAAGAUAAUAAGCAGGAGGUUACAAUCUUCACUGAGCCAAAGCCAAACUCAGAAUUGUCUUGCAAGCCCCUCUGUCUGAUGUUUGUUGAUGAAGCGGACCACGAAACACUCACAGCUGUCUUGUCGCCCUUGGUUGCAGAACGUAGCACAAUGAAGGAGAGCAGGCUCAUCCUGUCGAUAGCUGGACUGCCUCGAUCCUUCCGCUUCCAGUUUAGAGGGUCAGGAUACGACGAAAAGAUGGUCCGUGAAUUGGAGGGCUUGGAAGCCUCUGGAUCCACGUAUGUCUGCACACUGUGUGACUCGAGUCGAGUGGAGGCCUCUAAAAAUAUAGUACUUCAUUCUGUCACACGCAGUCAUGAUGAGAACUUGUCUCGCUAUGAAAUCUGGAGAACUAAUCCAUUUUCUGAGUCUAUAGAGGAACUGCGGGACAGAGUCAAGGGGGUCUCUGCCAAGCCCUUCAUGGAGACCCAAUCCACACUUGAUGCGUUACACUGUGACAUUGGUAAUGCCACUGAGUUCUACAAAAUUUUCCAGGAUGAAAUAGGCGAGGUGUACCGAAACAAAAAUCCCAGCCGGGAGGAACGGCGCAGCUGGCGGGCAGCCCUGGAUAAAGCACUGAGGCAGAAGCUGAAACUCAAACCUGUGAUGAGGAUGAACGGCAACUAUGCCCGGAAGCUAAUGACCUUCGAGGCUGUGCAAGUGGUGUGUGAGCUGGUGCCCUUAGAGGAGAGGAGGGAGGCCCUGAGGGAGCUGAUGCGGCUGUACCUCCAGAUGAAGCCUGUGUGGCGCUCUACAUGCCCAACCAAAGAGUGUCCUGACCAGCUCUGCCGCUACACCUUCAAUUCCCAGAGUUUUGCUGACCUCAUUUCCACUACUUUCAAAUACAGGUACAAUGGCAAAAUAACCAAUUAUCUGCACAAGACCCUGGCCCAUGUCCCCGAAAUAAUUGAGCGUGAUGGAUCCAUCGGUGCAUGGGCUAGUGAGGGGAAUGAGUCAGCAAACAAACUGUUCAGGCGUUUCCGUAAGAUGAAUGCACGUCAGUCAAAAGCCUUUGAGCUUGAGGAUGUCUUGAAACAUCACUGGCUCUACACAUCAAAGUACUUACAGAAGUUUAUGCAGGCUCAUAAGUACUCUGCCAAAGCCACCAUUGACCCAACAAAAUUCCAGGACAGUGAAAGUGUGGCCCACGAGGUCUUUGAUUUUUGAUAUGUUUUGUGUGAAAUUAAGCAUAAAUAUUUCAAUUUCACUUAUUUGAUGUAAUUUGGUUUUAAGUUUUUCUUUUAAACUCCUAUUCUUUUAAAACGUUUUCUCUGAGAACUUUGUCAAGUUUCAGUUUGUUUAUUCAUUCAUUUAUUAAUGUUGGACUUGACAGAACGACAAUGUUUAAGCUGUUGGACUUUAUUAAUUGUAUGUCUUGGCUUUUUGGAUGGUCAUGUUGAAAUGGUAGUGAAUUUAUAUACACAGUCACUGGCGGAGCUAGAGGGGAGGCCACGGGAAUACUGCCACCCCUUAAAUAUGUGCCAGGCCCAAUAAUUGACUUUUUGGUAUUCUCUUAAGAAUUACUUUCAGAACACCUUACUUUCACCUUUACUUUCUGUAAAAAAAAAAAAAAAGGAAUUUAUUUUGCAGACACACUAAGAUAACCUUACCCCCCCCCACCCGAAGAAAAAAAUCUUAGCUCCGCCAGUGGAGUCAGUGACACACAGACUCUCAUUUGGCAACAAAAAAGUCUUUUUUCUUUUCCUAUGAGUGAAAUGUGGCUUAUUUUAUUGCAGGCAUGUGACAGCUUUAUGAAUUUAUGAAGUGGAUAUUUAUGAAAGCAGACAAAAAUGGUAUAACUCAUAGUGGAGAAAUGUGUUAAAUUGACCAUAUUUGAGAAUUUGUGGUCAUUUUGAAGAGAGAAAAAUGUAAUCACAGCAAGUUUAAUGCUAUUUGUUUCAUGGCUGCCCUCUGCAAAAGAUUAAUUUAUUGCUUUAUCCUGGCACCCUCGAGGGGCGGAAUAUCUGCCAGGUCACUUUGAACCAAAUUUUAUCUUUUUUAUUUUGUACACAUUAGAUAAUACAUCAUGCUUUAUUCGACAUCUUCACAUAAAAUAAAGCAUAUACUGGCCUUUUUCAUAAAUCCUUAAAAUGCAUUUUAAAGCCAAACGUCUUGCAGAGUCUCGAGCAGGGAUUUUUCUUUAGCUCGGUAUAAAACUGCACUUUUCCUCUUUUGACAUAUCUUCAUCACACUGGCUUAAGAUGGAGGAGGGACAGAAGGAUGUUAUAUAAAGUUUGUUGGCAACUUUAUUUCUUUGAUUGAUUGCAUUGUCUUUUCCUGCCCUUGACAUUUGUGGGUGCGACAAGCAAUUUUGUUUUCUUAUUUUAUUGGAUGUUUGAUUCCUUUUUACUGUCAUAAGUGCAACAAUACACCAGCAGGGCUGUCACUGGCCUCAACAGACAUCAUCUUUUAGAAUGCAUUUUAUGACGGCUUGUCUCAUAGAUGUGUUUUUGCAAAAUAAAUUGCAUCUCCAAGUAAAUUGGUGAUGGAUGAUUCACAAACA
This is a messenger RNA of Syngnathus acus (greater pipefish), 4790 nucleotides long. It is a transcript of the gene rag1, whose product is annotated as recombination activating 1. Gene Ontology annotation, biological process: pre-B cell allelic exclusion; V(D)J recombination; adaptive immune response. The record is from RefSeq and is a predicted model, not a curated record. The coding region runs from base 239 to 3454 and encodes 1071 amino acids. Gene Ontology annotation, cellular component: nucleus; endodeoxyribonuclease complex; DNA recombinase complex. The transcript has 4 exons. Gene Ontology annotation, molecular function: sequence-specific DNA binding; ubiquitin protein ligase activity; metal ion binding. NCBI's taxonomy places the organism in Eukaryota, Metazoa, Chordata, Actinopteri, Syngnathiformes, Syngnathidae.